UUCUGGAUUUUCUCUGCUUUCGAGCAUUUUGUUGAACAAACGCUUGUCACCUACUCGCUUUUAGCCUUCCCACACACCAUUUCUUCCUCUCUUUCCUGUGUGCUUGUGUGUAUUGUGCGGGAGACAGAUAAGAGACUGAGAGGGUCGACAGUGAUGGGGGGAAACAGAGUGUGCAAGAUCUGCAACAGGAGCUUCUCUAAUGGAAAAGCCAUCGGUGGUCACAUGCGAUCUCACUUUGCCAAGCUACCACCCCGCCUCCCUGCGCAGCUGCAUCAAGAAAAGCCUCAAACUUUGGUCCCGCCGGCAGCUCACGUGCCCUGCUCCGCCCAAAACCAUGUCUUGACCGUCCACGACAGAGGAAGUGACACCGAGUCGUCGCGGCGCAGGAAGCGGAACCGAUCCCAACGGCGGCGGCGCCACGGCUCCGCGGCGCGGGUGGAUGCUUUCUCGAAUGCGGACGCCGAACAGACGAUCAGCUCGGUCUCGGAGACCGAGACUCUGUCCGAGGCGGGCGGUGCUCUGUGCCUGAUGAUGCUCUCUCGGGACAACUGGUCGAAGCGGGCGAGAGCAGAAGCCGACGAGCACGAGGACGACUCGGUCUCCGUGAGUCAGACGAACAGUCGGGCUUGGUCUUGCCGGCCCAGGUACCAGUGCGAGACAUGCAACAAAGGGUUCGGAUCGUAUCAAGCUCUCGGUGGGCACAGGGCGAGCCACAAGAAGAUAAGUGGCGAAAUCCUCGUUGGCCAUAAUCACAAAAGACUUGCUUUUGAGUGUCCUCAUUGUCACAAGGUGUUUGAUUCCGGCCAAGCUUUGGGUGGGCACAAAAAAGUUCACAAGGAAGCGAUCCCUGUCACUGCUAAGAGCACGAACUGUGGCGAGAGCUUAAUAGAUCUCAACCUACCAGCACCAGAAGAGAACGGCGAAGAAACGACAGCAAGUUUGGUAGAGAUUUCUUCAGUCUCCAACGAAGAAACGUCUUAUCCAAUCAAGAAGGGCUUUUUACAGGUCUAGACUAGGGACAGUGAAUCAACUAUGAUUUCAAGUACUGGAUUCAACAGUCUGUAGGGGAUAAAACUAAAGCGUCAAACUUCCUGUGUGCUGCAUUUGCUUCCCGUUUUGGGAAUUGACUCGUGAUGUCAAUGGCUUUUAGGUGUUGUGGGGACUUCUGGGUCUGUAUUUUGCCCCCACAAAAGGAUCAAGAUUAAGGGGGGAAAAGACAGAGUGAAGGACGCCAUUGACGCUGUGCCUUUAGUGGAAUUAAGUCAUUCGAGCAUUAAUUGGAUUUUUCUUGCUGAUUCGUGGGGAUUAAUGAAUUGAUUAAGCGGAAGCUUUUGGGUUAGCAAUGCAUGCUACUGUGUCCAGCUGUUUUUUAGCGAACCGUUUCCUCCAUCUUCUCGC
Messenger RNA from Rhodamnia argentea, 1398 nucleotides. RefSeq names its product zinc finger protein ZAT1-like. The transcript is spliced from 2 exons. The coding region runs from base 154 to 1011 and encodes 285 amino acids. Lineage: Eukaryota; Viridiplantae; Streptophyta; Magnoliopsida; Myrtales; Myrtaceae. The record is from RefSeq and is a predicted model, not a curated record. Gene Ontology annotation, biological process: regulation of DNA-templated transcription.